AGGUGUCGCUGUUAACAAGCAUUUCUGAUUCUUACAAACAGUCCCCUUUAAUAUACGAAUUAAAAAGAACUGGGGAAAAAAUUCCCCCUUGUCUGACACCAUUGCUUACCCCAAAUGAGGCUGAGACACUGUUGCCCCAUUUUACUUGCAUGGUCUGGUAAUAUUAUUUAUUAUUUCUAUGUUUAUAUUCUAGAGUGGGAGCAAAAUGUAACUCAGUUCCCCCCCAAGGGAUGAAUAAAGUAUUUCUGAUUCUGAUAUUUAUUUAUAGUUUCUCUUUAGUUAAUUUAGAAGUGUCCUUAAGUGACUUUGUGGGACUAACCGGAUGUGUGCGUGUGUGUGUGCAUGCAUUCGUAAAAAAAAAAAAAGGGAAGCACUCAGUCUCCGCCUAUUUCCAGCCUCACAACAGAUUUCAUGCUGUCUUCCAGGAAAAGGCUGACUGGAAGCGAAAGUCGUAUUGAAACAUCGACAUUUGCUGUGCAACUUCUUACAAACAGUGACAGGCAGACUGGACAGCAGACAACAGUCGGUAAGAGUCAAAGGAAAAGGUUGUGUCCUCAAGAACUCAACUCAAAGGACUCAGAGGUGGAUGAUCAGGAUGUUUCAAAGUUUGGACUUUUUCGUUUUAAGCUGCCUCUUUCUAACUGUUUCAUCCCAACAAGGCCAAAUCUUACCACCAAAAAAUGUGUCCCUGCAAUGGAUUGAUUUGUAUAUACACUUGUCCUGGGAACCACCACAACAUUCAAUGGAAAAUUGCACGUAUACUGUGAUCCUCCCCGAUGAGAAUGAAUAUGAUGUCAAAGGCCUUACCUCCAAGUUCUACGGUGUGAUGAAAAGAGGCUCUGGGCCAUUGAAGAUUAAAACUGUCUGUGGAGAGAGAAAUAGUGAGCCGUUUGAGGUCGACCUAUUUUACCCAGACCUGGUGGUGGGUUUGAAGUGCUACGUCCAUGCCACCAGACAAACUCAUUGCUCCUGGAACCAGGCCCCAGACAGACAUGCUGAUCUUCGGUUUUACUAUCGGGUAGUGCGUAGUGAUGGCUCUGUAUCUAUUUACGACAAGUCCGAUCCAAAAGUGCAAGAGUGCUCAUCGUACAAUGACAGCGACGGCGUCAGGAUUGGUUGUGAUCUGGAGGCGGACAACAGAGACGAAAUCCACAUCUUGAUUAAUGGAACGCUGAACAACACGCAUGUCUUGAACACCUACAACAUAAGGCCUUACGUGCAACCUCCUGCCCUUAACUGGACAGUCACUAAAACUGGGGGUAAAUUCCAUAUCAACUGGACUCUUCCUAACAUCAAUGUUAAGUGGAAGACUACAAUUAGAUACACCGAGUGUAAAGAAACGAAGUAUAAACAUUAUGAAAAAGGAGAAAUAUCAGCUGUGUUGGACGUGGUCUCUAACUGUCCGUACCGUAUGGCUAUAAGAACAAAGCAUUUGAUUCCAGAAGGACUUGAAUCACCAUGGAGUGAAGAGAAGUAUUUUGAAAAGGACACAAAUCUGUGGCCGUAUGCUACCAUUAUCAUCCCACUGAUGUUCGCUGGCCUGGCAGCCCUGAUUUUUGUGUGUUUCAGGAAGAAUAAGGACAUUAUUUUCCCCAAAGUACCAGAACCUCGGGACUUCCUCAGCGAUAUUUCUGACAACAACAAUAAGAUCAGUGUUCGCAACCUGUACGUCCCGGCAGAGGAAGAAGAAAACUGUAAAAUCACUCUGGUGGGAGAUCCCCAUAGCAACAUUCUGGACUGAUGACACAUCUCUGCAGCGGCAACACCUUGAAUCUGCAGAGUCUCCCAAAUUCUUGUUGUACUGAAUUAACAAGAAAAAUAGAGACUUAACUGUUUAACUGAUGAAUCCAGGAGUGC
Sebastes umbrosus (honeycomb rockfish) is the source of this 1857-nucleotide messenger RNA. RefSeq lists its product as uncharacterized. Gene Ontology annotation, molecular function: protein binding. The transcript is spliced from 10 exons. Lineage: Eukaryota; Metazoa; Chordata; Actinopteri; Perciformes; Sebastidae. The coding region runs from base 587 to 1741 and encodes 384 amino acids. The record is from RefSeq and is a predicted model, not a curated record.